Messenger RNA from Macrobrachium nipponense, 6621 nucleotides. Its product is annotated as X-linked retinitis pigmentosa GTPase regulator-like. The transcript has 13 exons. The coding region runs from base 165 to 1538 and encodes 457 amino acids. NCBI's taxonomy places the organism in Eukaryota, Metazoa, Arthropoda, Malacostraca, Decapoda, Palaemonidae. The record is from RefSeq and is a predicted model, not a curated record.
UUGCAGCCCUGAAACCUGAGAAAGUCAAGCAUGCAGCAUGUGGCAGAGCGCAUACCAUUGUUUCAUGCGCUUCUGGGAGUGUGUACGCUUGGGGUCACAACGAGGAUGGUCAACUUGGGACAGAAGAUCUCGAGGACCGUCACUCCCCUAUCCUAAUUCUGGAAAUGGAUAUUCCAGUCACUGCUUUGGCAGCAGGGAGCACUCAUUCUGCUCUGUUGAAUGAGGACGGUGAUGUUUAUAUUUGGGGUGGCAAUAGUGAAGGUCAGCUGGGGUUGGAUGUCAUAAGACAGUUAUCACCAAAACUGCUUGUUUUGAAAGAACCAGUAGUUAGCAUUGCUUGUGGCUACUACCACACCGUUGCUGCAACAGAAUCAGGUCGUGCUUAUGCGUGGGGUGAUAGUGACAAUGGAAGGCUAGGCUUGUUAGAAAAAGAUCAAGUCUUCCAUCGUCAUCCUCAAGAAGUUCCCAUACCAGAGAAAGUUAUUGAUGUAGCAGCUGGGAGUGUGCACACACUUUUUUUAACAGAGAGUGGAGGUGUCUACUCAUGUGGUACUGGGACAAGUGGACAGCUGGGUCAAGGAGCAGCAGAAUUUGAGAGUGUGGUACCACAGCCAGUAGUGGAGACAAAUUCUCAUGCCAUUGUAUCAGUUGCAGCUGGUGACAAUCAUUCCUGUGCUGUUACUGACAAUGGCUAUUUAUUGACUUGGGGCUGUGGUCGGCAUGGGAAGUUGUGUCAGGGGGAGGAAAACUUCUCGUCUCAGUUUGUUCCUGUAGUUGUACGCCGUUUACGCCAUAUCACAGUUGUCUUGGUUGCUUGUGGUGGUUGUCACACCAUGGUUUUAGGCUACAGAAGAGAGGAAGAGGAUGACACUGCUACAGAGGAGGAGGCCAAACCAACCAGGAGCAAUGUUCUCAACAGCAUUGCCAGAGCAAGGCGCAGGGUUACAGAUAGUUUACAGACUAGGCCUAUGACCUCUAAUCCUUAUCAGCAGGGUCCUGCAGAAGAAGUUGAAGGGGGAGCUUUGCCCCCUCUGAAGUCUGUUGGGCUACCCCCAAUUAAACAUGCUGUCCUUCCCACUGUACCAGACACAGAGGAUGUUUUGGAAGAGCAAGAAAUCACUGAUGUUCUUCAGAUUCCUAGCGAAUCAAUGGAGAAUGGCCUGAUUCAGGAAAAUAAAACCAGUGAUGAUGAGGACAAUGCAGCAAAGGCUAAAGAGAAAGAUUCCAUUCCACCCCAAAAGAAAGGUGGCCGCCUUGCACGUUUUUUUGGUAGCCUUGGAAAGAAGAAAACUUCAUCGGUAGUCGAGACCUUUGUUAUUACAGAAGCUGAAGAAGAUGAAACACCAGAAGUUAAUAAUGUUGGAUCUUAUCCUCUUGAAAAAGAUACACAUUUAGAGUCUAUAGAAGAUCGUCUUAAUGAAGCAGGAUUGGAGAACAAGAGAGAUGUGGUGGAAGCCUUUGCUGAUAAUGAUGUGGGUUCAUCUUCAUCUAAAGGAAAACCUGACCACAAGCAGUCCAGGACAUGUGCGAUAUUAUAGAAGAGGACUUUCUUCAUAAAUUUGGAGGUCUUAUGGAUUAUGGCUCUUGUUGAGAUGGUAAUGUAAUUCAGAUUCUCAUGAUAAAGGAACAAAUGAAUAUCUGGUGGUAAGAAAUGUAAAAUAGCUGCAUAAGAAUAUGUAUUUAUGAUUUACCAUGUAGUAGUGACUCCUGAUUUUGAAAAGUAAUUUAUUUUCAGGGUACUUCUUUAAUGUAUUUUAAGAUUGUAAGGUGAGGUAAAAUGAGAUCUUGAGUGUUACCAAAUUAUUCUGAGGAAUUUGUGGGAGGGUAAUUAUGUAAUCUGCAGUAGUCUGUCUUUUGUUAAAUUCCACUUCCGGUUUUACUUUGAAUCUUGGAAAUUAGUUUACCAAGACUAAUACAAUCAUUUACAACCUGACAUUUUGAAGGAAAAUGAACCUGUGAUCUGGAAAAAAAUGGUUAAUGUGAUGAUUUUUUUUUAUUUUAAAGCUGCAGUAAGGCUAUACAGAUUUUAAAAAAAUCUAUGAAUAGCUAUCAUUUAAUUGUUAGGCCUUUUAGUACGUAUUUUAUUAUCAUAGUAUUGUAGAUAAAUUUAUGUCACCCACUUGCUCUUUUGUGCUGUAAUAGACAGUAAUUAGAUUGUAGGCCAGUGAAUAUUUGGCUCCUAAUUGUAAUGUAAUUUAAUAAGACUUAAGUUACAUGUUUAAACUCUGUGUCUUUCUGAAGAGUUUGUUCUUGUGUGGGAGGUGAAAACUGGAGUAGUGUGAAGUUUUACAAAGUUUGAAUGCCUGAGGGAAAGAUUACAAAGGCAAUACAGCUGAGGAAGGAAGGAAGGAACACUGCAAAAAAACUUCUAAUACAAAUUACUUUGUACUAAUCAAGGCAUUUUGACAGUAUCCUUCAAAGGUAUACGUACUGUAUUUGACCUUUUUUUAAAAUUUUUUAUCCAUUCCUAUAGCCUCUGCCACAUGACUCCUGUUUUUUCCUCAUUUAAGAACUAACCCUUCAGGCAAGCUUUAUGAGAAUCUAGAAAUUAUUAAGUGGUCUUGUUAAACUACGUACUCCUUAUUACAGACGUUUUAAAACUAAACUGACUGUAAGUGUAGUGUAUUAGUUAUUUCCUGGCCUGCUAUGAUUUAGUUAUUAGAGAGCUGUUCUCUGUGAUAUAUCUUAAUGAAAUAGUAGUUAUUCUUUCUUCCUCACUUGAUCUUGUAGGUACAGCGCCUUUCUUUUCCCCAGAGUUUUAAUUUGUAUAGUUUAAUCUGGGUAGUAGUUUAUGACCUAAAGAUUGAAGAAGAGCCAUACUUGAUAUGUAUUACUUUGAUAAGAAAUAGGAAAAUGGAAUUGUGCUGGUUGUCUUUUUAUUUUAUUUUUUUAUCAAUGAAUUGCAAGUUACAUUACUUUCACAGAUGCAUUCAUUUGGUGGUCCUGUGUCCAUAUAAUGUAAAAGAUAAUCCUUUGUAAAAUGGUACUGAAUUUAAGCUAAUUGUGAUAUAAUUUUGUUUCUAUAUUUUAGACCCAUGGUAAAUAUAAAAUGAUGCAGUUAGCCUUUGUCAUCUAAAAGCCUUACUAAUUGGUUUUGUAUUGAAGUGACAAAACUCGAAGCUUUGUCUUGUGGUAGGACAUUAAUUGUAUUAAUUACUUGGAAUGACUGGCACUGGUGUAGCCAUAUGCCUGUAAAAUAUUCAGUCACUCUUGUAUGUACAAGAGUUGUUUGAUAGUACUGUAUAGUGAUAGUAUGUGACUGUCUUUACUGGUGGGAUGAUCAUAACUAAGUUCUGGCUUCCAUGUUAAGAUUAGCUGGUUGCAUGUUUUAGGUCAUAAUGCAUAUUGAACAUGGUUAAAAUGAUGCAUAGUUUUAAAAAAAUGUAUAAACUUUUGAAAAAUAGGUUAGGUAUAAGAGGAAUCUUUACCUGCUGAUAACAUGUAAUUGCACUAGAGAAUAUGUAGUGUGUUUAAGGGGAAACUUGAGCACUUUUCAAGUUGAGCACAAAAACCAGUAGUAGAUGAUUUAAAAGUAAAAUAUCUAUGGAUAAGAUUUUUUUUCACUUUGUUAAAAGUCGUCCAUCCAUUUUUGUGUGCUCGGUGCAUAUUGGUUAAAUUUGCUGUGGACCUGACAGCUUUGUUUAUCAGUAAAGCAUAUAACCUUGUGCACAAAAAGACAAAUAGUAUACAUUUAUAGGAAUAUUUUUUAUAAUGCUUGCAUUACGAUUAUGUUUUGAGAGUUUUUGCCAUGUUGAUAUGGAUGUGCGACAUCUGAAUUGAAAAAUUUUGAGAAACCUGGUUGGAUGGGAGCUUUCCUCUAGGUAUGAGAAAGAGGACUUGUUUUAUUAAUUAUCUUGGAAUUGGUCUCAUAGCCUCCAACAUAAGUAUGUUUUUUAUGCCAAUUUACCCUCAAAGAAAUCUAAAUGUGACUAUCGAGGUGUUUUGGAAUUGAAUUUUUAGGUAAAAUGGAAAUUUCUUUUUAUUAGGGGUAGUAUCUUUGAAAAAUGUAGAUGGGGGGUUUUGUAUUGUUUCAUAUCAUUGCAAUAGAAGUUUUUGUACUUAAGGGUAUAUGAAGAUUAUGUGUUCUCAAUAUGAUUAAUAUUGAUUAUACUUCAAAAUACUAAAAUUAUUAAUACGUACUGAUUAUGCUUCAAAAUACUAAAACAUUUAUUUUAACUCUCACAUAGUUGAGUAUGUUGGGCCUCUACAUUUUGUUAGACAUAUUUAAGAUUUAGGCUCAGGGUAGAUAUCUGUAGAAACAAAAUACGUACUGUAUGCAAAAUUUUGACAACUGAAGUUGAUUCAUAGCAAAGAGAUAGGAAUUGUUUAUAUAUGCUUUGUAUUUGUUUUAUAGGAUGUAUAGUUAGCCCAUUAAGAAUUGACACCCCUCCAUAAAUGUGUGAAGAAAAUGUAUAACCGUUAUUGUUAUGGGUGACGUGGUUCAGUCGCUUAAGAAUCUAUUUGCCCAGCAUUUCACAGAUGUUUCAUUUCACUUUUGCAUUGAAUUUUACGAGAUGUAAAGUGCAUGAGAAAUUGUGUUUUUCUCAAUCUCUGAAAAUUUACCAAUCCUAUUUAUUGGAUUGAUAUAUGAUGUUUUGGGAACCAGUCUUGACAAAUGGGUUAUGGUUGUUGCUCAGACCAAGACUUGACCGCUCUGUAAUUAUGUCUAGUUUUAGAAUUCAUCCGCAAGCAACUAACUUCGAUCAUCUUGCCAAUACCAUUUGUAUAUUCCCAAAAACUUAUGCAAAUAAAUGAAAAUAUAUUUGGCAAGAUGGUAUAGCUUAAAUAAAAAUAUAUUUUUGCAAGAUGGAGUAGCUUUAAGUCUAGUUUUUUCAUUCACCAUACCCUGAUUCAAAGUUAUAUUUCAAGACAUUUUUAGGAGAAGCAUGAUUGGUUUUGAUUAACUUGGUAGUGUUGCCAUACACUUUCAUUUCUUUAAAUUGUUAAAUUCCUAUUUACAGGACUCAAAAGAAAUUGUCUUCUUUACAUACUGUGGCUUCAGUUAUUAUUUAAAAGAUAAUUGUUCCAAUAUUAAAAGGCUGUAUGCUUAAGAUGAAAAAUUCAUUGAGGUGCUGCUUAUGAAAUGCAUUUGGAUGCAUAAUGAUAUGUAUGUGAAUGUGUGUAUUAGUUGGAUUCAUUCUACAUGUGUGGAUAUUCAGCGCUGCUUCCCAGGAACUCAAGGAACAUCACAUAGAAUAUAAACAUGUUCUUGUGGACAAGAUAUUUAAUUUUAUUGAGGAAUUCUUUUCUAUAACUUUUUACCCAUACCUUGUGAUCAGAAAUGUUAAAAAUUUUGUGCAGUCUUAUGGCACAGACAUAAAUCGUUCAAAAGAGAGAAUAUAAGAUACCUGUUGGCAGUUUAGUAUGCUUUGAACAAAAUUAUUUGAAAAAGGGUGCCAACACCUAAUGGGCCAGUUGUACCAAAGUAUUCUGCUGUGGAAUUCUUGGUUUAUAAGCCAAGUUGUUUAGGUUUUCUUUAUUAGUCUGUAAAUGCUUGAAGAAGUUUUUCUUCCAAUACUUAAUGUUUUCCUGUUACUGUUACAGAACUUUUUUGUUUAAUUACCAAUGUCAACUGUUUCAGGAAGUUUUUUUUUUCUAUAACUUAAAACAAUAUUUUCUUGUUACAGAACCUUCUUGUUUAAUCACCAGUGUCAUUAACAUCAGGAUUGUUGGGGUCAGGGCUGUUCCUUAGUGAUUGUUCAUUUCUUCAACCAUUUUAGAAUAUAAAAUGCUUUGAAAGUGAAAAAAGUUUGAAUAUAGUAUACUGUAUAUGUAUUUGUAAGUCUGAAGCAUUGCUUAGAACACAGAGAUGUUUUAUGGUCAUCUCUAUGAGAGUCAAAUGUUUUGACUUAGAUUAAAUGCUUAUAAUAAUAAUGACAGUAGUAAUAAUUUUUGACUAUAUUUACAAAUUAUUCAGUGAAUUCAAGUUCCUUUAUGGUCUUUGAAGUCAAUGUUAAUUUGAUCAAAAUGGCAAAAGCAAGUAAUCUUGGCAAAAUUCCAAAAUGUAUGAGUUGCAGGGGACCUGCAAAACAGAGGUUUUUUUUUUUUUUUAUUAUUCAAGUGGAAAUUUUUUGUUUCCAGAAGCAUCAAAUAGUAUGGUUCUGUAUACCUUUACUAAAUUUAUAUUGUGUUCUAGGAACCAGUUGUACUUAAAUUGCAAACUAUUUUAAAUUUUUCUUUAAGAGGUGUUUUCCACAUCCCUCAUACUUAUUUUGAUAAACCAAUGAAGCAUGUACGGUAGUGAGCCUUCUAAUGUAUUAAGGUUUACAAAAUUUUGAUAAUAGUAUUCUUGUUUCCUACAGCUGGUUGAAAUAGAUUUUUUCUUGUUUAGUUAAGACUUAGGCUAGCUGCUAAUGGGAACCCAGUUUUCUUAGUGUCUUUAGCAGAAUUCAAAGGUGGUGGCUUUUGUAAUAAACAAAACAGGACAACAGUCAUGCUUACAAUGUGUAGGUGGCAUGUGUUGAAAUUUGUCAUAAUUAUAGUGUACAGGAUACUAUCAGUGAUUUUGUCACAGAAUGCUAUUUUAAUAUCCAUAUGUAGUAGGCAAGAAUAAUACAGACCUGCAAGUUUACUUUUGUAAUGGAAUGGUAAUGCAUUUUACGAAUAAACGAGAUAUAUUCA